AUGACUACAAUUUUAGAGAGACGCGAGAGCGAAAGCCUAUGGGGUCGCUUCUGUAACUGGAUAACUAGCAUUGAAAACUGUCUUUACAUUGAAUGGUUUGGUAUUUUGAUGAUCCCUACUUUAUUGACCGCAACUUCUGUAUUUGUUAUCGCUUUUAUUGCUGCCCCUUCAGUAGAUAUUGAUGGUAUUCAUGAGCCUGUUUCUGGAUCUCUACUUUAUGAAAACAAUAUUAUUUCGGGAGCCAUUAUUCCUACUUCGGCGGCUAUAGAUUUGCACUUUUACCCGAUAUUGGAAGCGGUAUCUGUUGAUGAAUGGUUAUACAAUGGCGGUCUUUAUGAACUAAUUGUUCUACACUUCUUACUUGGUGUAUCUUGUUACAUAGGUCGUAAGUGGGAACUUAGUUUUUGUUUGGGUAUGCGCCCUUGGAUUGCUGUUGCAUAUUCAGCUCCUGUUGCAGCGGCUACUGCUGUUUUCUUGAUCUAUCCAAUUGGUCAAGGAAGCUUUUCAGAUGGUAUGCAGCAUUGUGCUUGCCGAAGAUUUGCUUCGGCGAGCUCGGGGACACGCUUGUCAAAUUUUAAAAUCUUUUAG
Molecule: messenger RNA, 588 nt
Organism: Arachis stenosperma
Lineage: Eukaryota; Viridiplantae; Streptophyta; Magnoliopsida; Fabales; Fabaceae
Product: photosystem II protein D1-like
Exons: 1
Coding region: 1-588 (195 amino acids)
Biological process (GO): photosynthesis, light reaction; photosynthetic electron transport in photosystem II
Cellular component (GO): photosystem II; chloroplast thylakoid membrane
Source: RefSeq, a predicted model, not a curated record